Molecule: messenger RNA, 878 nt
Organism: Phialemonium atrogriseum
Lineage: Eukaryota; Fungi; Ascomycota; Sordariomycetes; Cephalothecales; Cephalothecaceae
Product: GMF family protein
Exons: 4
Coding region: 158-586 (142 amino acids)
Biological process (GO): actin filament debranching; negative regulation of Arp2/3 complex-mediated actin nucleation
Cellular component (GO): actin cortical patch
Molecular function (GO): Arp2/3 complex binding; actin binding
Source: RefSeq, a predicted model, not a curated record
CGUCUCAAACUCCCAAAGCAAGAGGCCUUCGAUCAGGCUGACUAUCAUAAAACACGACCUAGGUUUCCGUCGUCUCUUGUCUCUCGUCUAGUCUUUUACCAAGGAGAAUUCUAUUAUAUUCGGACACGACGACGUUGAACAUCUUGAAACGACGACAAUGAGCUCCGAGGCAAGGCUCUACGCCUUCUCCCAGGAGACCAAAGACCACCUGCGCAAGUUCCGCCUGGGGACUUCCAGGUCCAACGACCCCCAGGCCGUUAUUUACCUGAUCGAUAAGACCACGCACGAGAUCCGGCAAGACGACGAUAAGACGGUGUACAAGACGCUCGAGGAGAUCGCAGACGACCUCCCGGACCACUCGCCGCGCUUCGUGCUGCUGAGCUACCCACUGACACUUCCGUCCGGCCGACUGUCGGUACCAUACGUCCUUCUCUACUACCUGCCCAUCACGUGCAACAAUGAGAUGCGGAUGCUGUACGCCGGCGCCAAGGAGCUGAUGCGGAACACGAGCGAGGUGGGCAGGGUUAUCGAUGUCGAGUCCGCGGACGAUCUGGAGGAGAUACCGAGCAAGUUGGGCGCCGAGUAGUUACGGACUUUCCUUUCCUCGCUAUGCGGUAGGUUGGAAGGUGGAAGGCAGUUUUGUUUUUCGCGCGGUCGUUACCGAGGGUUGGGGAUGGAUGGGGGUUGCCGCCGGAUGAGAUAUGACCUGGGCAUGGUAUCUAGUUUCACGUUUACCUAGGUUAUAUCUACAACUCAGCUUCACCGCUGAGUGUCCGUGAAAUCAUUACUCGUGAAUUAUAUUUACAAAUGGGGUAUAGAUCCCGAGAUAUCCCCCAAUGCGUCUAUUGCUCUGGCAGGACGUCUUUUGCGUCCAGGCC